Messenger RNA from Hibiscus syriacus, 3351 nucleotides. RefSeq lists its product as uncharacterized. The annotation marks the transcript as partial. Gene Ontology annotation, molecular function: nucleic acid binding; RNA-DNA hybrid ribonuclease activity. The record is from RefSeq and is a predicted model, not a curated record. Gene Ontology annotation, biological process: DNA integration. NCBI's taxonomy places the organism in Eukaryota, Viridiplantae, Streptophyta, Magnoliopsida, Malvales, Malvaceae. The transcript has a single exon.
CCUACUGAACUAUUAAGAUUGGUAGAAAAAGAAGACAAACAAAUUCUACCCCACAAAGAAGAGGUUGAGACUGUGAAUUUGGGAACAGAUGAAGAAAUAAAAGAGGUGAAAAUUGGUACCACUCUGACAAUCCAGAUAAAACAAGAAUUGAUAAAUCUCCUUCAAGAGUUCAAAGAUAUCUUUGCCUGGUCUUAUCAAGAUAUGCCCGGUUUAAGCACAUAUAUAGUGAUACACAAGCUUCCAAUCAAUCCAGAAUAUAAACCAAUCCAACAAAAGCUCAGACGAAUGAGGCCAGAAAUGUUGUUGCAAAUCAAAGAAGAAGUGAUGAAACAAAUCAAUGCAGGUUUCCUACAGGCAUCUAAAUACCCAGAAUGGGUAGCCAACAUUGUUCCCGUACCAAAGAAGAAUGGGAAAGUUCGAAUGUGUGUGGAUUACAGAGAUCUCAACAAAGCUAGUCCGAAAGAUAGCUUUCCCUUACCCCACAUAGACACAUUGGUGGACAAUACUGCAGGGCAUGCAUGGUUUUCAUUUAUGGAUGGCUUUUCAGGAUAUAAUCAGAUAAAAAUGAAUCCUGAAGACAUGGAAAAGACGACAUUUAUAACCAUGUGGGGCACAUUCUGUUAUAAAGUGAUGCCAUUUGGAUUGAAAAAUGCAGGGGCAACGUAUCAAAGAGCCAUGGUAACUUUGUUUCAUGACAUGAUGCACAAAGAGAUUGAAGUAUAUGUAGAUGACAUGAUUGCCAAAUCCCGAACUGAAGAAGAACAUAUUCAAAAUCUGAGAAAGCUUUUCCAGAGAUUGAGGAGAUAUCAAUUAAAGCUCAACCCCGCAAAAUGCACUUUUGGGGUAACUUCUGGGAAACUUUUGGGAUUUGUGGUCAGCAAAAAAGGAAUCGAGAUUGAUCCAGAUAAAGUCAAAGCAAUUCAAGAUCUUCCACCACCCAAUACAAAAAAAGAAGUUCGAGGCUUUUUGGGAAGAUUAAAUUAUAUAUCUCGGUUCAUUUCUCAAUUAACUGACAAAUGUGAUCCAGUGUUCAAAUUACUUCGAAAGAACAAUCCUGAAGUCUGGAAUGAAGAAUGUCAAGAAACUUUGGAUAUUAUUAAGAAAUAUUUAUCCAAUGCCCCAAUUUUAGUAUCACCAAUGCCUGAUAGACCAUUAAUUCUCUACUUGAUGGUCUUCGAAAAUUCGAUGGGAUGUGUACUAGGACAGCAUGAUGAAUCAGGAAGGAAAGAAAAAGCUAUUUAUUAUCUGAGCAAGAAAUUUACUGAUUGUGAAGUUCGAUAUCCACCAAUACAAAAAUUAUGUUGUGCCCUGGUGUGGGCUACUCGAAGACUCAGACAAUAUAUGUUAUACCAUACUACUUGGUUGAUAUCCAAACUUGAUCCUUUAAAGUUCUUAAUGGAAUCACCAGCUUUGACAGGCAGAAUGGCUAGAUGGCAGAUGUUAUUAUCUGAGUUUGAUAUUGUAUAUGUCAACCAAAAAGCGAUAAAAGGAAGUGUCAUAGCUGAUUUUCUGGCCAGUCGUGUAUCAAAUGAUUAUCAGCCUUUGAACUUUAAUUUUCCCGAUGAAGAUCUGUUGUGCAUAUCCAUGAAUGAAGAAGUCAGAACAAAUGAUGAAUUUGCAACUUGGAAGCUUUAUUUUGACGGAGCAUCUAAUGCUUUGGGACGAGGAAUUGGGGCAGUGUUAAUUUCUCCAGAAAAUGUUUAUUAUCCCUUUACAAGUAGACUGGAGUUCUUUUGCACCAAUAACAUGGCGGAAUAUGAAGCUUGUAUCAUGGGGUUGAAAGCAGCUAUAGAAAGAAAAAUCAAAUUUCUCAAGAUAUAUGGAGAUUCAUCGUUAGUGGUGUAUCAAUUGCGAGGAGAAUGGGAAACAAAAGAUCCCAAAUUGUUGGAAUACCGAAAUUUUACCCUCGAAUUAGUGAAAGAAUUUGAGAGAGUUACCUUCAAUUAUCUCCCUCGAGAAGAAAAUCAAAUGGCAGAUGCUUUGGCUACAUUAGCUGCUAUGUUUCAGGCAACUAAGAAAGUUGAUAUGAUGCCAAUCAAAAUGCAAGUAUAUGAAAUUCCUGCACAUUGUUAUAGUGUGGAAGAAGAGGUAGAUGGUAAACCAUGGUAUCAUGAUAUUCUGCAAUAUAUCAAAAAUCAAAGUUAUCCACCAAAUGCAUCGGAAAUUGAUAAAAGAACUUUGAGAAGAAUGGCUGCUGGAUAUUUUCUUGAUGGAGAGAUUAUGUAUAGAAGAAGCAAUGAUCAAAUGCUAUUGAGAUGUUUAAAUACCAGUGAAGCUCGAAAUGUUAUUGAAGAAGUACACAGUGGAAUAUGUGGAACACAUGCAAAUGGCCUUUCCAUGGCAAGAAAAAUAAUGAGAUAUGGAUACUAUUGGGCUACCAUGUACACAGAUUGCAUUGAUUAUGCAAGAAAAUGUCAUAAAUGCCAGAUAUAUGCAGACAAGAUUCAUGUACCCCCAUCUCCUUUACAUGUAAUGACAGCACCCUGGCCAUUUUCUAUGUGGGGAAUAGAUGUCAUUGGAGCAAUCACACCAAAAGCAUCGAAUGGACAUUGCUUCAUCCUUGUGGCAAUUGAUUAUUUUACCAAAUGGGUUGAAGCUUCUUCAUAUGCCAAUAUUAAGAGGUCCACAGUCUGUAAAUUCAUAAAGAAAGAGAUAGUUUGCCGGUAUGGCCUACCAGAAAGGAUCAUUACAGAUAAUGCUCUGAACCUGAACAACAAAAUGAUGACCGAACUUUGUGCACAAUUUAAGAUCAAACAUGCAAACUCAGUGGCAUAUCGUCCAAAGAUGAAUGGGGCAGUUGAAGCAGCAAAUAAGAACAUCAAGAGAAUCAUUACAAAGACUACUGAAACUUACAAAGAUUGGCACGAGAAGUUACCUUUUGCUCUAUAUGCAUACCGAACUACUGUUCGAACAUCUACUGGGGCAACGCCUUUUUCUUUAGUCUAUGGGAUGGAAGCAGUCUUACCAAUUGAAGUUGAGAUUCCAUCGCUUCGAAUAUUGAGAGAAAUAAAAUUGGAUGAAUCUGAAUGGAUCCAAGCUAGAUUUGAUCAAUUGAACCUUAUUGAGGAGAAAAGAUUGAAAGCUGUUUGCCAUGGACAGAUGUAUCAAAAACGGAUGAUGAAGUCUCAUGACAAAAAAGUACAUCCAAGAGAAUUCCAAAAGGGUGAUCUAGUACUAAAAAAGAUCUUGCCUAUACAUAAAGAUUUCCGUGGGAAAUGGAUGCCUAAUUGGGAAGGGCCAUACGUUGUGAAAAAGGCCUUUUCCGGAGGAGCAUUGAUCUUGGCAGAAAUGGAUGGAAAAAUUCUGAGAAAUCCAAUAAACUCAGAUUCUGUCAAGAAGUAUUAUGCUUGA